GAGGUAGUAAAGAACAUGACAGCAAAGGCAAGAGAAAGCAGCUGCAUAUUGUUAACUCCAAGAGAGUAGUGAGGGAGCAGCCAAGACAAUCAUGCAUCCAAUUAAGAUGGUUCACUGGAAAGGUAGGACUCGGUAGUUUAUAGCCAGAGAGAGAGAGAGAGAAACAGAGAGAAACAGAGAGAGAGAAGAGGGCUAGCUUCUGGACAGGAGAAGAAGAGAGAGAGGACAAAGGGUGCUUGGGAGGAGGAUUGGCCAUUGAUCUCUUCCUCUUCCCAGUUAUAUUCUGGGCUAUCAGGCUUGAAUUGGAGCAAAGCUUUCCAUCUCAAUGAGCACACAGAGUGUAAUUGCUGUGAAACAGCCUCCAGUGCAGCACCUGCACUCAAUGGAAUCUCAAUGGAAUCUCAAUGAUGCUCACACCUGCAGUGCUAAACAGCCUCCAGUUCAUCGAAUGUUCAGUGUCAUAUCUGAUGACUGUGCUUCAACAAGCGAUGCUCGGUCAUCAUGCACUACGCAAUUCUCAACCAUUAAGACAGAACUGAUCCGUUCAUCGAGCAUGACAAAGAUACUCCCAUUUGAGCUUCAGAAAUGCAGCACUACUGACUUCAAUCCCGGAAGAUCAUUUUCUCAUGUCUCGCAAACUGACUUAUCGGACCCAAUUUUAUCGAGUUCUUCCACGUUCUGCACAAGUUUGUACUCAUCGUUGUCUACAAACUCCAAAUGCCGGGAAACCGGUGCUUUGCCUUUCCUGCCUCAUCCUCGUAAACUUGAGCAGCAGCACUCUUCAGCUGGGCAGUCACCCAACUCUUCUUUGCUGCUUGCUGCUGAUCCCAGCAAUAGUGGUCAUGGUGAUGCUGAACAUUCAGAUGAUCUCAAGGACUUCCUUAACCUAUCCGGAGACGCUUCGGGCAGUGGCUUCCAUGAAGGAAUUAGCAAUUGCAUGGAUUUCAAUGAGCAGAUGGAGUUUCAAUUCUUGUCUGAACAGCUUGGAAUCGCCAUCACCGACAAUGAGGAGAUCCCUCGGCUAGACGACAUCUAUGGCAGACCACAGCAACCCUUGGCUCUUCCCUUAUCGUCUUCCUCUGACCAGGAGGAUGGACGCGAUGCCGGUUCUCCGGUUAAAGUUCAGUUGAGCUCAUCAUCUUCAUCUGGAGCUGCAGGAUGUAACAAAACAAGAAUGAGGUGGACACUAGAGCUCCAUGAGCGUUUUGUGGAGGCUCUGAAAAAGCUUGGAGGGCCAGAAAAAGCAACCCCCAAGGGUGUCCUGAAGCUCAUGAAGGUAGAAGGCUUGACCAUCUAUCAUGUAAAGAGUCAUUUGCAGAAAUAUCGACUUGCAAAAUAUAUUCCGGAGAAAAAAGAAGAGAAGAAACCCUCUUCGGAAGAUAAAAAGGCACAGUCAACAGCUGAUGGAAUAGAUCCAGCAAAAAAGAAGAGUUUGCAAAUGGCCGAGGCUCUGCGCAUGCAAAUUGAGGUUCAGAAACAGCUUCAUGAGCAAUUAGAGGUACAAAGAGAACUACAGCUGCGCAUAGAGGAGCACGCAAGAUAUUUGCAGCUAAUACUUGAGCAACAGAAGGUCAGGAAGUGCCCGUCCUCAAUGAAAAGUUCAAUGGAAGGAGAAUCGUCGGGAUCGAAACCGAAGGAGAAAACAGAGAUGAGAGCAGAAACCCCUUCAGCUCCAUCACCGAAGCGUAAAUUUCCGGACAUCGACAUCGAGCACAACCAGCAAACGGACAACUGAAGAGCAGAGCUCCAGGUUGAUCUAGAAGGCGAGCCAUGAUGAACAAUCUCGUUGUAUAUAUGCUUUAAUUGUUUUUUCUUGCCUUGUAGAAGUAGGAUCUUGGUGCUUGCCCUUGUGUAUAUACUAUACUAGCUUGGCUUGUUUUCUUCUGAUGUGCCUUAUGGCAAUGUAACUGUCUAACUGAUUAAUUUUCAGUUGAAAAAUGGUGUAGCCAAUGAUCCUGAUUUCUAACUUCAGUUCAGAAGUAA
Messenger RNA from Brachypodium distachyon (stiff brome), 1983 nucleotides. RefSeq names its product protein PHOSPHATE STARVATION RESPONSE 3. The record is from RefSeq and is a predicted model, not a curated record. Bases 326 to 1735 code for a protein of 469 amino acids. The transcript has 8 exons. Lineage: Eukaryota; Viridiplantae; Streptophyta; Magnoliopsida; Poales; Poaceae. Gene Ontology annotation, molecular function: DNA-binding transcription factor activity; DNA binding.